AAAAUCUAUUAUUAUCCAAAUCAAAUCUAAAUUGUAUAUCUGGAUAAAUGCAUUUUGUUACUGUCACGAUAAUUAUUUUUAAAUAAUAAAAAUUUAGAAAUAAAAUUUCAGUUAAAAUUUUAGCUUUUUAUUUCAGAAAAUCUAUAAUUAUCUAAAUUAUCUGUAAGUAACAAUUUUAUGCCGCUAUAAAAAGCUUUGUUUUCUUCCAUAUUUCUUCAUUAAAAAAAAAUUCUAAAUAAAUAUGGCUUCUCUAAGAUUUAUUUUAUGUUGUGUCUUAGUAAAUUGUGCAUGUGCCACAAUAGUUUCUCAUGAUGGUCGAGCCAUCACCAUUGAUGGUCAUCGCCGAGUCCUCCUUUCUGGUUCAAUCCAUUACCCUAGAAGCACUCCUGAGGUAUUUAAAAUACCAUACAUCGAACACUAUGAGUCGCUUAUUCUUCUGUGUUUACUACUAAUUAUAUUUGUUUUGUUAAUAUGUUUAGAUGUGGCCAGAUCUUAUAAAAAAGGGUAAGGAAGGUGGUCUUGAUGCGAUCGAAACUUAUGUUUUCUGGAAUGCGCAUGAGCCUACUCGCCGUCAAUAUGAUUUCUCUGGAAAACUAGAUCUUAUUCGAUUCCUAAAAACCAUUCAAGAUGAAGGACUGUAUGGUGUUCUUCGCAUAGGACCAUAUGCAUGUGCCGAGUGGAAUUACGGAUAAUAUAAUAAAACAGAUUUAACUAGUCUCUUUAACUGCAGUAUAUAUAUCAGUUUAAUUAGUCUUCAUAAUUAACAUCUUGUGUAGUGAUACAACUAUUUCCCAUAUAUUGUUUAGAUCGGUAAAUGGUCCACUGGAUUGAUUUUAUUAAUCAAUAUACCAAAACUUAUAUAUCGUAAAUGUCCUCAUCUAGUCUCUUUAAAUUAUAUAUAUAUAUAUAUAUAUAUAUAAUAAAUUAUCAUAAUGAGUUAGCCUCUUGUAUUAUGAUAUUAUGAUUUCCCUUGUAAUAUUUUUAAUUUGUGAGUUAUCUAAUCAUUUUUAAAUAGAGGAUUCCCUGUGUGGCUGCACAACAUGCCCGGAAUGGUGUUCAGAACUACAAACAAAGCAUAUAUGGUAAUUUUACCGAUCAGAAAUAUUCUUUUUUUUUAUCAAAUAUGUAUUCUUCUUAAUUAAAUUUUAUAUGGAUCAUUUAUCUAUAGGAUGAGAUGCAAAACUUCACAACUAUGAUAGUAGACAUGGUCAAAAAAGAAAAGUUGUUUGCAUCACAAGGAGGUCCAAUUAUCCUUGCUCAGGUGAUCGAUCUAUGUCCGAAAUACAUUAUCCCGUCUGGUAAUGUUAUAUAAAGUUCUUAACAUAAUUGUUUUUAUUUUUUUUUACUAAUCAUACAGAUUGAAAAUGAGUACGGAAAUAUAAUGGGACCCUAUGGAGAAGCGGGUAAAUCAUACAUUAAGUGGUGUGCAAACAUGGCUCAGGCUCUCGAUGUUGGUGUUCCAUGGAUAAUGUGUCAACAAAAUGAUGCCCCUCAGCCUAUGGUAACAAGAUCAGCCUAGUUAUAAUGAAUAUUUAUUUUAAGAUAUUCAAAGGUUAACCAUUUUAAAUCGUUUUUUUUAUAGUUGAACACAUGUAAUGGCUUUUAUUGUGAUAAUUUUACACCAAACAAUCCCAACACUCCAAAAAUGUGGACUGAGAAUUGGACCGGAUGGUUAGUUUUAUUUUCAGUAUGAUUAAAUAUUUUUCUUGCUUUUAAAAUAUUUUAUCAUAUAUAAAUAUUGUGUGUCAUAUAUUUGUUUAGGUUUAAGCAAUGGGGUGGUAAAAAUCCUCAUAGAACAACUGAAGAUGUUGCAUUUUCUGUUGCAAGAUUCUUCCAAAGAGGAGGAACUUUUAAUAAUUAUUACAUGGUAAAAUAUAAUAAUUAAAAAAUAAUUUAUUUAAUUACGUAAGAACACAAAAUAGUCAUUAAUUAGAAUAAUAAAUUGAAAUACUUUUACUUUUAUAGUACCAUGGAGGCACCAACUUUGAUAGAACCGCAGGUGGUCCAUACAUCACAACUUCAUAUGAUUAUGAUGCUCCCCUAGACGAAUAUGGUAAAUUUAAAUUAUAGUCAUAUUUUAAUCUAUUUUUGAAGUUUCUAUUUUUUUAACAUGGGAUUCUACUAGGUAAUUUGAACCAACCAAAAUACGGUCAUUUGAAACAACUUCAUGAUGUUCUUCAUUCUAUGGAGAAAACUCUCACAUACGGAAACAUCUCCACCAUUGACUUUGGAAACUCCGCAUCGGCAACAAUUUAUACAACCCAAGAAGGAUCUAGCUGCUUUUUUGGAAACGGAAAUGAAAAUUCAGAUGCAGCAAUUAGUUUCAGAGGAGAAUCUUAUGUUGUCCCAGCUUGGUCUGUUACCAUUUUACCGGAUUGCAAAACAGAGGCUUAUAACACCGCCAAGAUUACCACUCAGACUUCAAUGAUGGUUAAGAAAUCAAAUGAAGCUGAAGAGGACCCUUCAACUCUAAAAUGGUCAUGGAGACCAGAGAACAUGGACAAUUUCCUUUUGAGAGGAAAAGGAGAAUCUACAAACACACAACUCUUUGAUCAGAAAGUAGUAAGCAAUGACCAAAGUGAUUAUCUAUGGUAUAUGACUACCGUUAAGUUUAGAAAACGAGAUCCAUUUUUGGGUAAAAACAUGUCUCUCCGCGUCAAUAGUACUGCUCAUGUCCUUCGUGUUUUUGUCAAUGGAAAACAUAUUGGUAGUCAACACGCUGAAAAUGGAAAAUUUCACUAUAUUUUUGAGAAAGAUGCAAAGUUUAAGUCCGGCCGUAAUGUCAUUUCUCUCCUUAGCAUAACUGUGGGACUUCAGAACUACGGUGCUUUCUUCGAAAGUGUUCCAGUUGGAAUCACUGGACCGAUUUCAAUUAUUGGAAGAAAUGGUGAUGAAACCAUAGUUAAGGACUUGUCUUCUCAUAAAUGGAGCUAUAAAACCGGUUUAAAUGGGUUUGAGAACAAACUCUUUAAAACGGAAUCACCGUCUAAAUGGUCAUUCCAAAGUGUACCAUUGAACCGAACCAUGACUUGGUAUAAGACUACGUUCAAGGCUCCAUUGGGAAAUGAUCCAGUAGUUGUCGAUCUUUUGGGACUUGGAAAAGGUACAGCUUGGGUCAAUGGAAACAACAUUGGACGCUAUUGGCCGGCAUUCAUUUCAAGCUCUGAUGGUUGUUCUGAGAAAUGUAACUAUAGAGGGGCUUAUUUUGCGGAAAAGUGUCAGACCAAUUGUGGAGAACCUACACAAAGAUGGUACAUUUUCUACAAAUUAUUAGGUUACAAAUUCAAAUCUUUUAAAUAUAAAACUGAGGAACAUUUAUUGGAUUUUUUUUUCUUGAUUCCUUUCAUGAACAGGUACCAUGUUCCUCGUUCUUUCUUGAUCACAGAAGGAGAUAACACACUAGUUUUGUUUGAGGAGAUGGGAGGAAACCCAUCGCUUGUCAAUUUUCAAACUACUAUAGUGGGAAGUGUAUGUGCCAACGUCUAUGAGAAAAAUGUUAUUGAGCUUUCAUGCGAUAGGAAAACUAUUUCUGCCAUCAAAUUUGCCUCUUUUGGUAACCCAGAUGGAAAUUGUGGAUCUUUCGUAAAGGGAACCUGUGAAGGAAGUAAGAACGCUGUUGAUAUUCUAACAAAAGAAUGUGUCGGAAAAGAGAAGUGUUCCAUUGAUGUCACUGCAGAAAAGUUUGGAGUACCAGAUUGCAGUGGUGCUGCUAGAAGGCUCGCUAUUGAAGCUAUAUGUUAAGUGUUUUCUAGAUUUAUGGUGUUUUAUGGUAUUUCUAAAUUAUGUAGUACUUUUCAUUUUCAAAUAUUUAGUUCAAUUUACUCAUUACUGGUUGUGAACUUAUUCAAUAAAUGUACACAUUAUUCUUUUUCUCUUGGAAAAUCCAUGGUCAUUUCUUCUCAAUAAUGCCCAUUCUCUCUCGAAAAUAAGAUAAUUGUUCUCUUCAGUAUCUAUUGCUUUUCUCUUUUGUUUAUAUUUAUAUCUUUCUUAUCUACUACAUAUAUAUUCUCAAAUGAUUUUAUCUAAUCAUUAAUGAAUUCAAUGACAUUUUUAUUCUCUUGUAUAUCAAAUAUUUUUAAUGAACAUGCUUUUUUUUACCUCAAACGGCCAUUCUAUUACACAAACUUGGGGUGGUAUGGGUAACCAGACCGGAAUAGAACAACCAAUGAAAAGUAACUCCCUAUGGAUGGAUCUAGAAGUCUUAGCUAAAAAAUCUGAAAUUUGAUUACGCGCUCAUGGAACAUGAGUGAUGCAGAAAUCCGGGAAGCAUAUAUGUAGCGUCUCUAUCUUCUCUAAUUCUAUCGCAAAGCUUGGCCAAGGAUGAGGUUCCUCUAACAUUGAAAUCAGCUCCUUACAGUCCGUCACGAAGCUCUGGCAUGUUGAGUGUUGGAGCAUAUUCUCCAUUGCCCACCGCAGUGCUUCUACUUCCGAAUGCAAGGCUGAUUUCACGUCUAGUAAGAUUUCUUAUCCCUAUGAGCUGAGUAUUCCCCUACUGUCCAUCCAAACCCAUCCACAUCCACUUAAAUUGGCAGAUGCUGUCCAAGAUUCAGCUAACAAGCAUAUAUUACCCAAGCUUAUGACUUGGGGGCUGACCACAUUGUUCUCUUGUACCACUGGUUGUACCACUUCGUUCGCAUCAAACCAGGCCUGACAUUCACUCUUGGCAUAUCGAACCAACUCUAAAGGAUCUCUAUCUAUCCCCCUAAACAGUUUAUCAUUCCUAGCCUUCCGGAUAUACCAAAUUAUCCAGGGAAAAGGGUCCAUGUCUUGUUCCGACUCGAUAAUAGAGUUUUUCCUCCAGAAUAGGUAGUCCAUAUUUGUGUAGACACUUGAUACUGGAAAUACCUAUGGGCUUGUUGGAGUUGCUGAUAAGGUCCAAGCCUGUAGCGCUGGCGGGCAUUCAAAGAUGGCAUGUGUUACAGAUUCUUUUAAUUCUCCACAUCUUGGGCAAUAGUUAUCACAUCUCAUAUUGCGUCUUGCUAAAUUCCUUGUUACUGCCACAUGCCCAGUUAACAACUGCCAUAUAAGAUGACAUAUCUUCGUAGGUGCCUUCAGCUUCCAAGCAAAGGCUUGAAGCUUGGUGAUACUCGGUUCCAAGAUUUUCUACUCUUCUCCCGUCUUUAAUAAAUUAUGGACCACCCAAUAUCCAGAUUUAACCGUGUAUUGGCCAUUUCUUGUGUAGCUCUAGCAAAAAGUAUCACGACGAUGAGAUGAGUUUAUGGCCAAACUUCUUAUGAGCGGUAUGUCAUCAAGAUUGACGUAGUUCUCCAAUAGUCCAACAUCUCAAUCCUUUGCUGUCUGAUUAAUGAGAUCACUGACUCUCAUAUUGGGAUGCAUAACUGGUGUAACAGGGAUAGCCGGCCUCGAUGGGACCGUUAGGAUCCAUGGAUCCUCCCACACCUUAACAUGUUUAAUGAACAUGUUUAGAAUUAUUUCUGAUGUAAGAACAUGGAGAAACACAUUCUUCUAAGUCAAUGUAUUCUAUGUCUUUAUAUCACAUUUCUCUAACUUAGACUUUUGGUUUUGAUCUUUAUCUUUGAAACUCUUAUGCAUAUUGUAUUAUAUUCUCCUUGCUACAGAUAUUACUGGAAAUUCAAUAAAAUUUUAAGCGCGUAAAAUAAAAAAUUUCAUCACGAAGACAACAUAUUUCAUAAAAAAAUCAUUUUAUAUUAUUUCUAGAUCCUUUAAAUAUUUAAAGUCAUGCAACGACUUCUUAGAAAAACAUUUAUGCCCUUUAAAUUAUGAAUUUAAGUGUAUUAUAUCAUACACUUUAGAUCUACAAAGCUCUUUAGUUAUAUAAGAUUCUAUAUAUAUAAGUUUUUCCGCCUGUCACAUACUAAUAAAUUUAUAUUUUGUUUCAUAGUCAGUAUAUGAAUAUAUACUAUGUUUCCUUGAGGAUUAAGUAACAAAAUACAUACAUCUUUUGAGAUGUUUAGAUUUGAAAUGACCUCUAUGAAAGCAUAGUUCCCAAGUAUCACUAAAUGACAUUGGGCAUGUUUAUUUGCUCAUCUAUCAAUUCCAUCUAUAUAGUUUAUUCAGUUAUUUCAGUCAAAUGAUUCAUCUUAAUGUUGUUUUUUAUAUUCAAAUUUUCAGUUGGAUAGAGCAUCUGAAAAGAAAUGGUUUGCUUCCUUAUUUGUUGUUAAUUUCCAUCUCUAUAUAUAGAAGUUUCAACUAGAAAAUUAACUAUAAUCCUCAUACUUUGAUCUAAAUAUAUUUAGAACUUGAUUUUGCAAUUUUGAAGAAAAAAUCAAAUUUUAUGGUUUUCAUGGUUAAUCAUUAUUUCUUUUGGCGGUUUCUUGGGAAAAUGUGAUUUUAAGGUUUUUACGGAAAUGAUAUUUUGUAGUUUUUCCAGAAAAAAUGUAAUUUUUCAGUUUGGAGGGAUGGGUGGGUGGGAAAAUAUAAUUUGCGGUUUUGACAGGAAAGUUAUUUAUUUCUUUUUUAGCAGGAAAUAUGAUUUUACGAGUUUGACGGGAAAAUAUGUGUGGGAACAAAAAUUCGCACUAUCGAAUUCGUAUGGGGAGAAAGCGUAGCUUUUACGCCUUCUCUGAGCAUCCGGGUCUCUUUGAAUACAACGACAAGUGAUCAAGCAAUAUUCGAAAAAGAGAAGGAAAAUAGUAACGAAAUUGAGAGCAAGAGAUUAAUAUGCUUAAGAUCCAGGUCUUCUCUGAGGAUCCGGGUCUCUUCGAAUACAUCGUAAGAGGGUCUGCGAUGUUACAACAGAUUGUAAAAGUCGUGGCAGCAAGACCUGUGAGCGAGUUCUCUAGUUCUGACCACCUAAACCUUAACCCUAGUUGAGUAGCAGCUCGGUAACUUAAACGAAAAUAAGCCUAAAAUUCUUUAAAUUGUAUAUCGGUGUCCGGAGAACUUAUACUAAUUGCAUAGCACCUUAAAGCUUCACAGUUGACAAAGUACCCAAUAUGUUUGAUAAUUAUAGUACCUUAAGUUCUGAUUCCCAGAAAACAAUUUAGAGAGACUAAGUGGUUUAUUUCUUUUAGAUUUUUCUUUUGUGGAUUUUAAAAUUUCAUGCUAACAACCAUUGUUCAUUCAAAGAUGUAAAAAAAAUUCAUUGUUUUGUUGGUUUUAAAUUUUAGAUUACCACUCAGACUUCAAUGAUGGUUAAGAAAUCAAAUGAAGCUGAAGAGGACCCUUCAACUCUAAAAUGGUCAUGGAGACCAGAGAACAUGGACAAUUUCCUUUUGAGAGGAAAAGGCGAAUCUACAAA
Brassica rapa (field mustard) is the source of this 7222-nucleotide messenger RNA. Its product is annotated as beta-galactosidase 15-like. Lineage: Eukaryota; Viridiplantae; Streptophyta; Magnoliopsida; Brassicales; Brassicaceae. Gene Ontology annotation, biological process: carbohydrate metabolic process. Gene Ontology annotation, molecular function: hydrolase activity, hydrolyzing O-glycosyl compounds; carbohydrate binding. The record is from RefSeq and is a predicted model, not a curated record.